Molecule: messenger RNA, 342 nt
Organism: Pediculus humanus corporis (human body louse)
Lineage: Eukaryota; Metazoa; Arthropoda; Insecta; Psocodea; Pediculidae
Product: thioredoxin domain-containing protein 12 precursor, putative
Exons: 2
Coding region: 1-342 (113 amino acids)
Cellular component (GO): endoplasmic reticulum
Source: RefSeq, a predicted model, not a curated record
AUGAAAGCGGACGUCAAAUUAAAUCAAGGUAUAAAUAGAAUGAAGGCGUCGAAACAACCCGGAAUGAUAAUGAUAUACAAAUCCUGGUGUCCCGUUUGCACGGAACUUAAAAACAAAAUGACCAAUUCCCGGGAAAUUGAUCAUUUGAACGAAGAUGAACCCGAUAGUCAAGCUUAUUCUCCCGACGGCGGUUACAUACCCAGAAUUUUUUUCACGAAUCCCAACGGGAAUAUAUUAUACGAAAUAUUCAAUACGAAAGGAGAUCCACGUUAUAAAUAUUUUUACACGACCGAUGCGGAAUUGAUACCAAAUAUGAGAAAAGUCAUCGGAUUUUUUUCUUAG